UCCGGCGCUAAUUGGAGUGCAGCACUGAUGUAGAUUAUAAAAUGUAAAUACUUGGAGCUUUCUAUGCGUUUAUUUGAAGAUUGUUUAGUUGUAUUUCUAACCCGGAGGGGGGAUGAGGAGGGCUCCUCUGCAGACUGCGUCUCCUCUCAGAUAAUUUCAUCUUUUUCUUCAUGAGGAUGAAAACUCAACAUCGUCUUUCUACUUGGAACAACUUCAUCUUUCCGUGAGGGCCGAUGGGACCGCAACUGUUUCCUUAUCUUUCUCUUUUUUAAUUUAUUUUUCAGCGGAUCGCAUUCUGCCCAAUCUCUUGUUUCUUUCCUGCACAUUUUGAUUUAACUCCGAAGUGCAUCGGCCCCUAGAGAACAAAACGAGGUCCUGUUCAUAUAACUUAUUUCGUUUGGCUAUUUUUUUGUUUGUUUUCUCUGAUUUUUGUAUUUAAAGAAUGUGUUGCCGGUCUUGAUCUGGAGGAUUAUAGCAGAAUAUUGUCGGUGGCUCGCAUGUAGCGCAGAGAGAGGCUCUGUGUGUUUCUGAGGGAUUCAUCGGAGGCUUAUAUAAGAGGAGCCGUCAUGUAUGCAGGACGCAAGCGGAGAAAACCAGUCCAGAGAGCGGUGAAGCAGGCACCGACUGAAGGGGCCAAGUCCAACCCGUCCAAACGGCACCGAGACCGGUUGAACGGGGAGCUGGAGCGGUUGGCCAGCCUGCUGCCGUUCCCCGAGGAGGUCACCACCAGUCUGGACAAACUCUCCAUCCUCCGCCUGAGUGUCAGCUACCUGCGGGCCAAGAACUUCUUCUCUGUCACCCUGACCGGAGCGACUCCAGCUGCCGUGAACGAUGACGACAGCAAAACAGCAGCAGCGGCGGCGGAGGCCAAGAUUCCUGAAGGCGAACUGUUGCUGCAGGCUCUCAACGGUUUCGUCAUGGUUCUCACAGCCGGUGGGACCAUCUUCUACUCCUCUCACACCAUCCAGGACUACCUGGGCUUCCACCAGACCGACGUCAUGCACCAGAGUGUGUACGAGCUGGUCCACACGGAGGACCAGCAGGAGCUCAGGAGAAACCUGCACUGGGCUUUGAAUCCUCCUCCUGCUGCCGCGCCUGCCAUCACCCAGGACUCCCCCCAAGAGAUGGAACCUGACAGCAGCUCAGCCGUGGUCACCUACAAGCCCGAGCAGCUUCCCCCAGAGAACUCGUCCUUCCUGGAGAGGAGCUUCAUGUGUCGCUUUCGCUGCCUCCUGGACAACUCUUCGGGUUUCCUGGCUUUGAACAUCCAGGGCAGACUGAAGUUCCUGCACGGACAGAACCAGCGGCAGGAGAACGGAGGGAAGGCGCCACCUCAGCUCGCCCUUUUCGCCAUCGCGACUCCUCUGCAGCCUCCAUCCAUCCUGGAGAUCAGGACCAAGAACAUGAUCUUCAGAACCAAACACAAGCUGGACUUCACACCUUUGGCCUGCGAUGCAAAGGGGAAGAUCGUGCUGGGGUACACGGAGGCUGAACUGCGGGUACGAGGGUCUGGCUAUCAGUUCAUCCAUGCAGCGGAUAUGUUGUACUGCGCGGAGAACCAUGUCAGAAUGAUGAAGACUGGAGAGAGUGGUCUGACGGUGUUCAGGCUCCUCACCAAGGAGAAUCGCUGGAAAUGGGUCCAGGCCAACGCCAGGCUGGUGUACAAGAACGGCAAACCAGACUACAUCAUCGCCACCCAGAGGCCUCUCCUGGAUGAAGAGGGAGGAGAACACUUGCGUAAGCGCUCCAUGCAUCUACCCUUUACCUAUGCUACAGGUGAGGCCCUGCUCUACCAGUCCAACCAUCCCUUAGCAGCCUUUAGAGACGGAGGCCAUGACAAAAAUGGCAUUAAGUCAAAGAAGAGCCGGACUGAAAGGCUGGUGAGGGAUGGCUUGGACCCUGGCUCUCUUCUCGGGGCGCUCAUGAGUCAGGAUGAGUCGGUGUACGUUUGCCAGCCCGCCCAGGAGCCCAAAAUGUCGUUCCAUAGCUUCUUUGGACAGCAAAUGGGCUUCUCAGACUCUGAACCCUCCAGCCUGCACAGGAGCUGGGACGAGCCAAGCAACGGCGUGCUGGGUCCAGGCCUCACGGAGCUGGGCAACAGCUUCGACCCGCUGCUGGCUACUCUGGAUUCCCUCUCUCUGGAGGGCCAAGGGGUCGUGGAUUCGGAAGAGGGGGGUUGCUCAAACGGUGAUCUGUUUGGAGCUCUGGAAGGUCUGGGGCUGAGCGCCGAGGACCUGGAGCUGAUGCUGCUAGACGAGCGGAUGAUCAGGGUCGAGAUGGACCCUGAACGCGUGCCCACCUUGGACGACCUGCUGACAAAUGAUGAGAUCCUUUCAUACAUCUACGACUCCAUAGAGGGGAAGACGGAGCCCACAGAGCACCGAGGGCAGGUGCCUCUCAGCUCUGCCUCGAAGACAGCCACCGCAGUGUCGCUACCUGAAAGCAAUGCCUCUUCUGACGCUAACGUGCAAAUGCAGCUUCCUCACCAUAAGCCUCCCCUUGUGGGGCACGCUCCCAUUCUCCAGCUGUCCCAGCAGAUGCAGCAGCACCUCAACAUGCGGCCAGAUAAAGUGGUGCACGACAGGAACCAGCAGAGCAACCACUUGGCCAGCACCGUAGUUAACGGAGAGCUGCUGGGGCAAAAUCAAUCAAUCACCAAUGGACAAUGGAAAGCCCAAGACAUUCCAGUCGGUGCAGGGAUACAACUGGAACACUAUAAAACGCAACAGACUGUUUUCAAUGGCAAGGCCUCGGAGCUGGACGGAGAGCUUCAUCAGCAGCAAACGCAUCAAUGCUACCUUCAGCAGCAGCAGAUACCCAGGGUGCAGAACCAUCUCUCACAGCAGUGCCGUGCCGAUCAGAAGGCAGCCAACCUCAACGGACUGUGUGGCAUCUCCAGCACGGAGCAUGUGGCGGGAAAAUCCCAGUGGCAGGACUACGGAUUCAGUCAGAGUCUGGGAGGCACCUCCUGCCUAGAGAACGGCCAAAAACCCCCGACAAACCCCUCGCUAGACUCUUGCAUGGAUUACAGCAUGCCUGAUAUUGACGAUGCGGAUUACACCAUGAGCGGAGGUGGUUUGUUUGGGAGGAAUGGACAACAGAGCGGGGCCGAGUCCACAGUCUCAUCCUUCCAGGGGAUGAACCGUAAACUGCAGCCGGAGCAGAUCCCAGUUCCUUUGGCGCAGGUCAUCUCCAGCCUGUCGCAGUGCCCUCCCCCCAACGCCUCCCUGGAGCAGAUCCUAGGAGUGGCCAAGCCCUGCCGGCAGUUGGACCACUAUGGCAUGGUGGCCUCUGAGAUCCCUCAUGACCCCGGUCCCAAUAAGAUGGAGAACGGCUGCCUCCUGACCGGUACUUACCCAGGAGGCUGUGCUCUGCCCAAUAGAAACGGAGCAGCGCCCCCAGCUGUCCAGAUGCCCGUCCCCGAGACUUUGUCCAGCCUCCCCGACCCGCCGGCCACCGGCUUCUACCUCUGACCAGCUGCCCCGCAGCAGGACACACACAAUGACUGGACCAGCCUUAUACUUCUAGAUAACACGACAAACAAAGCUGAAUAAACGUAGGCCUAGAGGUUUCCAAUUUGUAAUUAUUAUUUUGUUUGUGUGUUUGUUGUAUAUCCAGUUAUAUUAUCAUACGAGUCCUUUGUUUACAAUAAUGCAGUCGAGAGAGCUCAGUUUAUUUGAAGUAAUACAGAAAAGUUUUUUUAAGAUGAUUUUCACAAAUCUGCGUUCAGAUACAACACGAAGCAGAAUUUAGAGUUAGAAGCGUAACAAUAAAAUAUGGAUAGUUCUGUUAUCCAAUAUUUAAAUCUUAACACACAUUAUUGAUCUGUUAUUUCAUGGCUUUUUGUUAUAUUUUGUACGCAGUGAAAACGUAAGAUAACACGAGGACGACGUGUCCUAGAAUAUUCAUAAAUAACGGGUUAAUAUUGUGUGUUGUUGGGUAAAUGACGGAUAUCAGUGUAUUAGUAUAAAUUGUUGAAUACCACUUUAUUAGUAGAUUAAGGGAUUAGCUGAUCAAUGGGAAAAUUGAUUAUUAUUUUUAGUAAUUUUUUCAAGCGUCUGCUGGAUCCGGAUUUGCUGACUUUCUUCGUCCUACAUGGAAUUGAAUUGGACAUAUUUGAGUUUUGGACAGUCGGUCGGACAGAACAAGACAUCUGAAGAAGUCUUUGUCGGCAUAUUUUGCAGUCCUGAGAUAUGAACAGUCAAAGAGAAGCAAACGAACUGAGGCGGAGACAGGUGGUCGUCCAUCUCCACGUCAUGAAUGUACUGAGGAGGAACAUUACUGACAAAUAUCUGACAAAGCAUCAAAUGCAGUUUUAUGUUGUGACUUUGUGUUUCCCAUCAGAAUUUUCCUGUUUUCAAUCAUUUGGUUUUAGGGUCAUUUGGUUCACUUUGUACCUGAACGCACCAUAAAACACACACACACACACACACGACUCCCAACGUGACUGCAGGUUUUUUGGUUUCCGGCAGUUGGCAGCAUCGCGCACAGGUUUUUCCGUCAUGUCACAAGAAUGUAAUCUUUCAUUUCUUUCUUUGUUGAACUCGUCAACGAGAUUAAUCCAUAAAUGUUUUAGUUUUUUUUAAGUAUAGAAUAUGGAAAUUAUGGCUAGAAAUAUCCUGCACUUUAUUUCAAGCAGCCGCUUAAUGCAGACGUGUGGUCCGGGAUACUGUGGUGAUGAGAAACAUCCGCUUUAUCUCUGAAGCUACCGAUGCAACAUGGACCCGUUUGCAUUUUACUUUAUUCUUAUUUUGAGGCACAUUUCAGGUGACGGGUUAAUGUCCUCACAAGCACAAACACUUCCGUACAAUUGUUAGUGUCAUCAUUUUUAUCUUCCUCCACUUGAAGUAUUGUUAUUAUUUUGUCGUUGAUGAUGUUGGACCUCUGGAUGAGUUUUCUUUCUUUUCUUUUGGUUAAAAGUUGAACCGACUUGAAUAGAAGAAGUCCUUUGUUCCUGUAUUUAUUCCUGCAGCAAGGAAGCAUUCUUGAUUGUUCUAAAGUUGAUGUUUGAGACAUUCUCUUGUACAGAAAUAAGAAAAGACGUCGUGCUCCGUCACCCCUCUUAGCUAAGCGGCGGUUGCACUUGCUCUCCUCGAGGGAAUCGGUGAAUCCAGACACAAGUCCAUCGCAGCAACAAUCCCAGAUAAUUAAAGGAAAAGUCUGACGUCUUUGAGGACGUGAGGAAGCGAAGGCCGAUAUGAACUCGCAGAGAUGAACUCAUAUCGAUCUUCUCAUCCGACGUUUUCUUUUAAACGGUAGAAAGCGUGGUGAUAUAUACUGUAUAUCAGGUGUGUGACUUCAGGUCUACGCAGCAGCGACAGAAUGGCAAACACUGAAACAAAACCAAAUGUGAGUUUUAAAAGAAGAAGAAGAAGAAGAAGAAGAGAUCUCUACUGGAUGGACACAGAUCUGAAUGUUUCUUGUAUUUAGCAAAGCGACUGGAAAGUGAUGCGGAGUAGAAUCAUUUCAUGGCGAAGAGAUGCUGAAAAGAGAUUUCCAUUUUAAUUGUUCAAAUAAUGUCAUUACUAUUGGUAUUAAUAUUAUUGUUCUAUGUUUUAUGUUGAAAUGUGAUACACGCGUGGUUACAUGUCAUUCGAGUUGACUCGUUUCUUUCCCUUUCUUUUUGCUACGGGCGGAAACGUUUGCUCUAUUUAAUAUGAUUGAUGUGACUUAUUAACAAUGUGAAAAAAAGACAACAAGCAAACAAGCUUCGACAAAUACAGCUAUGUACAUAGUUCUACGUCAAGUCACCCGUUUUGAGCACUAUUUUUAAAAACACAUGCUUAUCAAUCUCCUUUGUUGAUUUCUUUUAUUUGUCUUUGUUUUUUAAAGUGUAAAUAGUACUCUCAUCAUGAAACACUGGACUCUAUGACAGCCUGAAGAUGGUGCCAUACUGCUGAGACUUGUUCAAUAGAUGUUGGAGAGUUUCAUUCUGUCUCUUGGUUUAGCCACGCUAACGUUAACAUGUUAACAGGACUAGGUGCAGCUGUGACUCGUGUCCUUUGACUGCUUGUUUCAAAUCUAUUCUUUUUCUUCCUUUUUGAAAUAAAAAGGAGUUCUUCGAUCACAAAAGUGAAAAAAAAACACAAACAUCUCUGAGAGAGAGCUCCGGUUUUUUAUUCACUCUGGGCAGUGAACAGCUA
Messenger RNA from Anarrhichthys ocellatus (wolf-eel), 6143 nucleotides. RefSeq names its product aryl hydrocarbon receptor-like. Lineage: Eukaryota; Metazoa; Chordata; Actinopteri; Perciformes; Anarhichadidae. Gene Ontology annotation, molecular function: protein dimerization activity; nuclear receptor activity; transcription cis-regulatory region binding. Bases 567 to 3473 code for a protein of 968 amino acids. Gene Ontology annotation, biological process: regulation of transcription by RNA polymerase II; response to xenobiotic stimulus; xenobiotic metabolic process. The record is from RefSeq and is a predicted model, not a curated record. The transcript is spliced from 11 exons. Gene Ontology annotation, cellular component: nucleus; aryl hydrocarbon receptor complex.